AUGUCCAAGAGCAUCUCCUUCAUCACUGAAUCGGAGGUGGAAGAGAAGCGAAAGCGUCGCCAAGAGGAGUGGGAGCAGAAGCGCAAACCCGAUGAUCCUGAAGAGGCACCCGAGGAGAAGUACGAUCCACGGACGCUCUACGAGAGGCUUCAGGAGCAGAAGAACAAGAAGCAGGAGGAGUACGAUGAGUCGCACAAGCUGAAGAACUUGAUCAAGACACUAGACAACGAUGAGAUUGAGUUUCUUCAGGGCUUAGACAGCACCCGAGCGCAGUACGAGAACCAGAAGUACCAGGAGGAGUUGGCGGCCAUUGAGGAGUACAAACGAACGGCCACCGAUCUGAGCGGUGAAGAGCAAGAGAGGCGGCUACUCGAGUUCAAGCGGGAGCUCUUUCAGAGGGCGAAGAAACGAAAAGCCGAUGAGGAGGGAGAAAAAUCCGGGGAAAAGAGAAAGUCCUCGCAAGCUGAGCUGCUCUCUAAGGCGAUCGUCAAGCGAAAGGCUGUGACUGAUCAGUCUUCCUCAGCAUCAACAUCUGCAGCAGCAACUUCCACCUCCAAACAGACUGAACCUGAACCAUCAUCUUCUUCAUCACCAACUUCAUCAUCUUCCUCUUCCACUCCUCCUCCAGCAAUGCCGCCCAACAUGCCCACCAUUCAGUGCAUCGGCCGUCUGCCUGGCAUCGGAUGCUACGACGGCGGAACUGACAGCAGCGACAGCGAUCGAGAGUCGGACGAGGACGACGUCGAGGACUUUCAGGUCUUUGCCGACCCGCCCAGCAAGGGCGGCUCUGAUGAUCAUCACCACUGA
Rhagoletis zephyria (snowberry fruit fly) is the source of this 807-nucleotide messenger RNA. Lineage: Eukaryota; Metazoa; Arthropoda; Insecta; Diptera; Tephritidae. The record is from RefSeq and is a predicted model, not a curated record.